Molecule: messenger RNA, 576 nt
Organism: Perognathus longimembris pacificus (Pacific pocket mouse)
Lineage: Eukaryota; Metazoa; Chordata; Mammalia; Rodentia; Heteromyidae
Gene: Ascl5
Product: achaete-scute family bHLH transcription factor 5
Exons: 2
Coding region: 1-576 (191 amino acids)
Biological process (GO): regulation of transcription by RNA polymerase II; developmental process
Molecular function (GO): DNA-binding transcription factor activity, RNA polymerase II-specific; protein dimerization activity; RNA polymerase II transcription regulatory region sequence-specific DNA binding
Source: RefSeq, a predicted model, not a curated record
AUGCCCGGCUUCGGUGACUCGGCCGCAGCCACCCCUGGAGGCACAGGAUCGCCCGUAGCCAGUCUUGGCGCCCCGGGAGCCGCGUCCGCCGCCGCCGAGGCCCGGCAGGCCCCCGCAGGGGCGGCAGCGCGAGGCCUCCCGUGGGUCCGGCCUGCGCCCCCGCCCGCCGCGCCCUUCCUGCUGUACCCGGGUCGCGCCGACCCCCCGUUCUACGAGCCCUACGCGGGGGUGUUCCCGUGCGCGCCCUUCCCCGGCGGCGGCGGCGGCGGCGGCGGCGGGUUCGGGGCCUACGACGGCCCCUUGGAGCCCGCCUUCAUCCAGAAGCGCAACGAGCGCGAGCGGCAGCGCGUCAAGUGCGUGAACGCGGGCUACGCGCGCCUCCGCGGCCACCUGCCCGGCGCGCCCGCCGACCGCCGGCUCAGCAAGGUGGAGACGCUGCGCGCCGCCAUCCGCUACAUCAAGCACCUGCAGGCGCUGCUGGGCGCCGCCCCCGACGGCGCGGACCCGCCCCGCGCGCCCCCCCGCGCGCCCCACGCGCCGGCCCCCCCGGAGGACUCCGAGGAACCGGGACACUGA